AAGGUAUACAAUAUAGUUUUCCAUUCCAUCCUAUUCAAACUAUCUAAGACACCCUUUAUCAGAUACGUCAGACCAGAGACACAGGCUAUUUGAGUCCUAAGCAAAGCAAAGAAUAGCCUCUUCCUGUAGUUUUAUGAACAAUCUAACAUUGCCAUUUUUGUCAGAGUCCAAAAGGAAAAGUUUGGAAUAAGAAAUCUUGCAAGAAAAGCUAUUAGCUUUUGAUUGACAUGCUGAAACUACAGCUUAAAUAGCAGCAGCAUUGCUUGAUCGAUCCCUCCACAAAACCCCCCAGAGAGUUUCUUGGAAUUCAACCAUUUUUUCGGAGUGUUUUCAGUGCUCAUUUUGAUACAGAGGAACUGAAGAACAUGGCAAAUAUGUUAGGAGCAGGCGGCAGAGGAGCUGCUGCUGACAGGAGAAGCCCACAUGAUGUGAUCUUUGAAGAGAUUGUGCCUUCCUCUGGUUGGACAGAGGACAAAGAUCGCCACUGUCUAAUCAUUGAUCUUCCUGGGUUUAAAAUGGAUGAGGUGAAGCUUCGAGCUGAUAACUACGGGCAUUUAUUGGUAAGUGGAGAAAGGCAAGUGAAUGGGAUAAAACACAUCCGGUUUCAGCAAUCUUAUCGAGUUCCAGACAAUUCAGACAUCCAGGAGGCCACUGCUAAGUUUGAAGAUGAAAUCCUUUACAUGAUCAUUCCCAAGACAGCUACAGCAGAAAACGAAAGUAACCGCGAGAAAGACACAGUACCACAAACUGAUCAUAUACAGGAAGAGAGCCAACAGAAGAAUGAUUCAGACAGAGAUCAUCAAGUGAUUGAUAAUGAUCAAGACGAAAUCGACAAUCACCAGAGGACUGAGAAGGGAUCGAGCGAAGAACCGAAAAAAGAAGAAGAUUGUGAUGGAGAACAUGAAGAAGAAUUUCAUGAUGCAAGGAAAGAAAGUGUGAGGAAUGAGAGCAGCCUGUUGGAAACACUAAGACUGCAGUUGAAGAAGAAUAAAGGGAUAGUUGUCACAGCAGUCUUAGCAUUCUCCUUGGGGGUUUUCGUCUGUCAAAAAUUCCAGACAAAUCCUGAAAAUUAAGACAUGACUUCGAACAAGUUCCUAUUGAUUAAGGGUCUUGGCGCUUGAUCACAUAAUGAUGGAUUUGAUUCUAGCCAUUCUCAUUCCCCUUGUUCUUCUUGAUACCUUCCCCCAUCUAAAAAUUGUUACUA
Coffea eugenioides is the source of this 1204-nucleotide messenger RNA. Its product is annotated as inactive protein RESTRICTED TEV MOVEMENT 2-like. The transcript has 2 exons. The coding region runs from base 366 to 1073 and encodes 235 amino acids. NCBI's taxonomy places the organism in Eukaryota, Viridiplantae, Streptophyta, Magnoliopsida, Gentianales, Rubiaceae. The record is from RefSeq and is a predicted model, not a curated record.